CCCCCCCCCCUUCAUCCCCAAGGCUGUUCGACACCACCAUGUCGCGGUCUUUCCCUGCGGUGUUCCGCCCCGUCUGGCGGCGGAAUUUCUCCGUCUCCACCUCCCGCCGCGCCAUCGAUAAGCUAUGCCCGUCCGCUCAGGAAGCCAUCAAGGACAUGAAGGGCUCGUCGACCGUCCUGGUCGGUGGCUUCGGCUUCGCCGGUGUGCCCACCACCCUGAUCGAUGCCGUGCGCGAUCGCCCCGAGAUCAAUGAUUUGACCGUCGUCUCCAACAACGCGGGUAUGCCCGGUGUUGGCCUGGGCCAGCUCCUCGAAAGCAAGCAGAUCAGCAAGAUGAUCGCUUCGUUUAUCGGUGAAAACAAAGUCUUCGAAAAAAUGUAUCUGACUGGUGACCUCUCUCUGGAAUUGACCCCUCAGGGCAGCAUUGCUGAAAAGUGUGCUGCCGGCGCUGCUGGUGUCCCUGCCUUCUACACUCCCUCUGCUUAUGGAACAAUCGUGCAAACUGGUGAACUCCCCGUGCGUUACAACAAGGACGGCUCCGUGGCGAUCAAGAACGCGCCCAAGGAGGUUCGCGAAUUCAACGGCAAGAAAUACAUCCUGGAGGAAUCGAUCUUUGGCGACUACGCCCUGGUCAAGGUCCACAAGGCCGACAAGCUCGGCAACUGCCAGUUCCGCAAGUCUAUGAACAACUUCAACGAGGCCAUGGCCAAGAACGCCAAGUUCACCAUCGUCGAGGCCGACCACAUCGUCGAAGUGGGUGAGCUCGACCCGGAGAGCAUCCACGUCCAGGGCAUCUACGUCAACAAGGUCAUCCAGAGCACCGGCGAGAAGAAGAUCGAGAAGCUCACCUUCGCCAAGGACCCCAGCGAGAUGCUCCAGGCUGGUUCCGGUGAGGCCACCAUCCGCCGUGAACGUAUCGUCAAGCGCGCCGCCAAGGAAUUCAAGGACGGCAUGUACGUCAACCUCGGUAUCGGUAUGCCCCUGAUCGCUCCCUCCUACGUCUCCGAGGGCGUGGAGGUCGUCCUCCAGGCCGAGAACGGUAUCCUGGGUCUGGGCGGCUACCCCAAGCCUGGCGAGGAGGACGCCGACCUGAUCAACCCCGGCAAGGAGACCGUGACUCUGGGUCGCGGUGCUUCGGUUUUCGGUUCCCACGAGAGUUUCGGUAUGAUCCGCUCCGGUCUUAUUGACCUGACCAUGCUCGGUGCGCUGCAGGUCAGCCAGUACGGAGAUCUGGCCAACUUCAUGCUUCCCGGUAAGGUCAAGGGUAUGGGCGGAGCCAUGGACCUGGUUUCCAACCCGGAGAAGACCAAGGUCGUUGUUACUAUGGAACACACCGACAAGAAGGGCAACCCCAAGAUCCUCCCCGAAUGCACCUUCCCCCUGACCGGCCCCAAGUGCGUGUGGAAGAUCAUCACCGAUCUGGCCGUCUUCGAGGUCAGCCCCACCGAGGGUCUGACCCUGGUCGAGCACGCCGAGGGCGUCUCCGUCGACGAGAUCCGCAGCAAGACGGCCGCGCCGUUCAAGGUCGCUGAGGAUCUGAAGCCCAUGCUGUAAAUGUAAUUGUAUUCUUGCAUUGAAUUGCAUCGCAUUAGAUGAGUUGAUUAAGGUAUACCUAGAUUGGAUUGGAUAGGGUUGGAUUGGGUUUUGUAUAUAACGUGGAAUGAC
This is a messenger RNA of Aspergillus heteromorphus CBS 117.55, 1664 nucleotides long. RefSeq names its product 3-oxoacid CoA-transferase. The record is from RefSeq and is a predicted model, not a curated record. The transcript is spliced from 5 exons. Gene Ontology annotation, biological process: ketone body catabolic process. Gene Ontology annotation, molecular function: succinyl-CoA:3-oxo-acid CoA-transferase activity. Bases 39 to 1553 code for a protein of 504 amino acids. Lineage: Eukaryota; Fungi; Ascomycota; Eurotiomycetes; Eurotiales; Aspergillaceae.